AGUUUUUUUUACAGAAUUCUGUUUUUUAACGUAAUAAUAUGUUUGGUUGCAUAUCCUAUUUUUGAACAACCACUCCAGUGACGUUACGUGAUUGGUGCAAACAUUGAACUCGUAUUACAACGAGACGAGUUCAGUGGGUGCAAAGUUAUGAGGCAACCUUUUUACUUUAUAAAUCUUGAGUUUAAAGAGUAAAAUUAUUUUAACUAAAAAUAAAUACUUUUUGGAUUUACCCUUAAUUUUUUUACAAUUUCAUUAUAUUAAGUUUUAAUACUGUAUAAAAACAAAGAUUACUUUUAAAUAAAAAUUUGUUGGAAGAAAAAAUUUUUAGCGUUUGUCGGAAGAGGCGCACGCGAUCAAAUCAUUGUUUGACGUUUGACAGUUGAGACAUAACCUAUUUUUAAUUGUUUACAAACCUUGUAUUUAAUAAAGUGGCAUCGAAAUUAGUUAUACAAAGCUUUCAAAGACUUAUAAUUAUGUCGUAUUUGGGAUCUCCGUACUCUAAUUCGUAUAACCAAGACUACGAAUAUGAAGAUGAUAAUUUUGACGACGAAGAUGAUCGAGAAAACGAAGAUCCUCAUGAUGAUAGUGACGAAGAUACUGAAGAUGCCAGUGAAACAGAUACUGGUCGUCAUGAAGAGCCCCUUGAAAUUAAAGAACAAAUGUAUCAAAUACAAUUAGCUAGUCUUAAAAAGAAACUCCAACAGCUCAAUGAUGGUACUCAUCACGACUAUAACAGAAAAGUUAAGAAACUUGAGAGUCAGUACAGAGAACGAAUAAGAGUCAAUAUCUUGUAUAGAGACUACAGAAUUGAAUGUGUGGAGCGUGAAUAUAUAGCUGAAAAAAAAGCUGCAGCUAAAGACUUUGAAGACAAAAAGAUUGAUUUGCGAGAAAAUUUAAUCUCAGAUUUAGAAGACAAGAAAAGAACAAUUGAAGCUGAACGUUAUUCAAUUGAAUUAACUGGAGAUUCCAUGGAAGUAAAACCAGUAAUGACAAGGAAAUUACGUCGUAGACCAAACGAUCCGAUUCCUGUGCCUGAAAAACGACGAAAAGCGCCCACAGCACAAAUAACCUAUCUUUUAGAUGAGAAAGAGAUUGAAAAUGACUUAAAAAUAAUCAAUAGGGGGAAAGUCCUCGCCCCUGUAAGGAAACCGAGUAUUGAUGAUAAUAUUUCACUAUCUUCUGGCAAUCUUCAGAAUCCUUUGACUGUUUCACCAGGUCUUAAUGAUAUACCUUUAAUUGAGACGAGAAUAGAGGACGGGAAACUCUUGUAUGAAAAGCGUUGGUUUCAUCGAGGUCAGAGUGUUUUUGUUGAAGGAAGGGAUUUGCCCAAAUUCCCUGCAAAUAUUUCUGCAAUAGGCAACGAUAUGAUUUGGGUGAAAAGAUCGGAUGGUAAUAAAGUUAAAAUCUACUUAUCAAGUUUGUCUCGGGGCAAGAUAUCAGUCAAACGAAGAGCGUCGUAAAUUGUUAUACAAAUAUUUAUAACUACAGUUAAAUAUCCCAAUAUUUUCACGCCAAUGAGUGGAAGAAAAUAUUUUGCAUUUAAAUUAUAACUAUGUAGUCUGUAAACAAUAAAAAAGUUAAAAAAGUCCAAUGUUAAUUAGUUAA
Tribolium madens (black flour beetle) is the source of this 1605-nucleotide messenger RNA. RefSeq names its product sin3 histone deacetylase corepressor complex component SDS3. Gene Ontology annotation, molecular function: histone deacetylase binding. Gene Ontology annotation, cellular component: Sin3-type complex. Gene Ontology annotation, biological process: negative regulation of transcription by RNA polymerase II. The transcript has 4 exons. The coding region runs from base 474 to 1460 and encodes 328 amino acids. The record is from RefSeq and is a predicted model, not a curated record. NCBI's taxonomy places the organism in Eukaryota, Metazoa, Arthropoda, Insecta, Coleoptera, Tenebrionidae.